AUGCCCACCAACUCAUCCGUCAAGCGUGCUCUCGCCGCCAUCGAAAAAGAUCCCUCCAAAGUAUUAGGCGUUGCAUACAAUGGCAAAGCCAUCACAACCAAGCAAUACAUUCCCCGCGCUGGAGCUCAGACCGCACCCGAGCUCUCCUUCGCGGUGCCCGAUCCUUCCGCAACCUACAUGAUCGUGAUGCUUGAUCUCGAUGCUCCUUUCCCUUCCCUUCAAGUCCUGGGUCCUAUCCUCCAUUGGAUUCAACCCGGCUAUAAGGUCGGCGCCAACAACGUCUUGAUCACCGAUACCCCUUUCGUCGCUAACUACAUUGGGCCUGCUCCUCCGCCAGGAAGUGAUCCCCAUCGUUACUCAUUCUAUUUGUUUGAGCAACCAACCGACUUUGACGGGAAGAAGUACGCACCGGCUAAUGGCAAGCCGCUCAGUAAUUGGUACCGCAUGCGUUACGAUUUGGACAAUUGGCAAAAGACGGCCAAGCUUGCCGAACCCAUUGCUGCCAACUUUUUCUUGAGCAAUUAG
Messenger RNA from Sclerotinia sclerotiorum 1980 UF-70, 525 nucleotides. RefSeq lists its product as hypothetical. The coding region runs from base 1 to 525 and encodes 174 amino acids. The transcript is spliced from 2 exons. The record is from RefSeq and is a predicted model, not a curated record. Gene Ontology annotation, biological process: regulation of Ras protein signal transduction; regulation of proteolysis. Gene Ontology annotation, molecular function: peptidase inhibitor activity; phospholipid binding. Lineage: Eukaryota; Fungi; Ascomycota; Leotiomycetes; Helotiales; Sclerotiniaceae.